This is a messenger RNA of Engraulis encrasicolus (European anchovy), 2996 nucleotides long. It is a transcript of the gene neff2, whose product is annotated as neuronal intermediate filament family member 2. The transcript is spliced from 4 exons. Gene Ontology annotation, cellular component: postsynaptic intermediate filament cytoskeleton; axon; cytoplasm. Gene Ontology annotation, biological process: neurofilament bundle assembly. Lineage: Eukaryota; Metazoa; Chordata; Actinopteri; Clupeiformes; Engraulidae. Bases 215 to 1456 code for a protein of 413 amino acids. Gene Ontology annotation, molecular function: structural constituent of postsynaptic intermediate filament cytoskeleton. The record is from RefSeq and is a predicted model, not a curated record.
GCAAACAGAAGGUAAGACCACGGCGCGAAAUUGUAGUUGGGGACAUUUGAUUUCUGUAUUGGUCACUCAAGAGUUUCUCAUUUUAAUCCAGAAAUCAUCCCGCAUCCGUUUACUACGCCACAGUUAUAUAAACUAAUUGAACGGAACGAUAAACGGCAUAUACCCUGCGCUGGUCAGGUCCUAUAAACAUCUCUUAAUUGCAGUAUCUCUGUGAAUGCGCUUGUGGGAUGACUCCUUCACAUCCUCAUCUCGCCUCGUCUCCUCCAGCCGGCUCCACCGGCCGACACACUCCUCCUUCUCCGCCUCCUCCGCCGCCUCCUCCUCCUUCCCUCUGUCGUCGGCGGCGGGAGUGCUCCAGAGGAGAGGGUCCCCGCGCUGUGACCGCAGCCUGUUGCCCGGUGGGUCGGUGAUGAUGGGGGGCGAGCGCUGCGACCUGUCCCAGGCCAGCGUGCUGAGCGGCGAGCUGCGGGACACGCGGGCGCAGGAGCGCGAGCAGCUGGUGGACCUCAACAACCGCUUCGCCUGCUACAUCGAGCGCGUGCGGGAGCUGGAGACGCACAACCGGGCGCUGCUGGGCCAGCUGGAGGGCCUGCGGCGGAGCCUGGCCAACCCGCCGCGCCUCCAGCGGCUGUACGAGGAGGAGGCGCGCGCCCUGCAGUCCCAGCUGGAGGAGGAGGCCGUGGAGAAGUCGCACAUGGAGGCCCAGCGGGAGCGGGUGCGCGAGGAGCUGGCCCGGCUGCGCGAGCGCUGGGAGGAGGAGGCCGAGCGGAGGAGCCGGGCCGAGGAGGCGCUGCGCAGGGCCCGGGAGGAGGCCAGCCGGGUGGCGCUGGGCAACAGCGACGCGGAGGCCAGCCUGGUCUCCCUGGCCAUGGAGGCCAGCUUCCUCAGGAAGGUGUUCGCCGAGGAGCAGGCGGGACUGAGGGCCCAGCUGCAGGCGGUGGCGGUAGGCAGGGACGCGGUGCGGGCGCCCCUGGCGGGGACCGACCUGUCUGGGGCGCUGCGGGAGAUCCGGGGCCAGUACGAGCGGCUGGCCAGCCGGAACACGGCGUCGGCCGAGGAGUGGUUCCGGGGCAAGAUGGCGGCGGCGGCGGAGGUGGUGCAGAGGAACGAGGAGGCGGUGAGGAUGGUCAGGGAGGAGACGGCGGAGUACCGCAGGCAGCUGCAGGCCCGCUCGGCCGAGCUGGAGGUGCUGAGGAGUACCAUCGACUCCCUCAACUCUCAGAUGGCAGAGCUGGAGGAGGAGCAGGGCAAGGAGGUCGCCAACUACCAGGGGAGGGUGUUGGAUUUGGAGAGGGACAUCGGAGACGCAAAAGAGGAGAUGUCAAGGUACCUCCGGGACUACCAGGACCUCCUGAAUGUGAAGAUGGCUCUUGACAUCGAGAUCGCGGCGUACAGGAAACUUCUGGAAGGAGAGGAGGUCCGACUGACCUUCUCUGCUCUUCCUGCUCUGGCUUAAAAAUCCAGUCACCACAACAUUGACCCAUAAAUACCAACACUGAAACAGUCAUCGCUCAAACUCAUUUUGAUUCUUUUAAUUUUCACAUUAACAAUCCACCUCCUUUAGUGCCCUUUCCCCUUCUCUCCCUAGUAUGUGACCCUGAGACACCUUCUAACUAACCCUCUGUUCUAACCUGUCUUUGGGUCUUUUAACCUUUUUAGCAACUGUCCCUUAAUCUAACCCAUUUUAACCUGCCCCUAGUCCCCCCCCCCAACAUUUCACCUCAGUUCAACAUCAUAUUCAACUGCUCCCAUAACCAAAUCAUCUUCAUUGCCAUAUUCAAACUCAAAUACACCCUCAAAACUCCCUUCAACCCUCAUCUCAACCCCUUCCCCAACCACUGUUCAUUCCCACUCAUAUCUGAAACGGUUCCCGAUAUCCAACACUCCAACAACCAACAGCCAUCAAUAAGAAGAUUCUCGAGCCCUUGUGCACUACAAGAGUUCCAUCUUGAUUGUCCCCCUUCUUCUCCACACUCGAUUCAAGAUAGCCACCUUAGGAGAGAUCGUGGCAAGCACUGCACUGAGUUAGUCUCCCCCCCCCCAACCCCCCUGCUACUACCCUGCUAACCACCCUCUUCCCCUCACUCUCUUUCGCUGUGUCCUCUGAACAGAGGUCUGCUACACUACUUGCCCACGGAGCGACGUUAAUCCGAAGCUCUAUGUCCACCGACUCGGCAAACUCUUAACCAAUUGUUUGUGAGGUGGACUAGCAACUCUAACUCGACUAGGCCAUUGAUGCUUGGGUAUUGCAGCGUGAUCUCUGUUCAGGGGAUGCUGCGUUUAUCUCUGGCCCAGACCAGUGGAAGUUUGUGGUAACUUUGGUAACUGUCUAAUUUCCAUUGUGAGCUUAGUGCAAUUAAUUACUAAAGGUAUGAUUUUCUUGGCCUCCUCAGUGGAUUUCUAUUCUCAUACUGUCCUUGGGUGGCAUUUUUAUCAAUGCGUUUUUCAGCUUUUCAAGUUUUAAUGUGCAAAACACAAAAAAAAGUUAACUGAUCAGGAACAAUGUUAACAGCUCUCAAUAAAAAAUGAGACUUACUUCCAUUAUACUACUGAAUUUAAAUUACAUGAAAAUGUCCUGUUAAACGAUUUGGAAGCCUAUAAAUAAAACAACAAAUCUGAAUAUGAAUAUGAAUAUGAAUAUGAAUAUGAAUAUGAAUAUGAAUAUGAAUCUUCCACCACUGCAGCAAAGGUGGCAGCCCUACAGUACUGUGAGGACUGAGGAGGAGACUUGGCCGGUAUGAGAAGCCACUGAGGAAGAGAGUCACAUGCUUGGAGCAUCUGCCUCUGCAGGAGACUGCAGGGUAGAGUCUGUCUGCUGAUGCCAGCGUUAGUUUCUGUCUGCCCUUCUCCUUCUCCUUCUCCUACCGGAGACCUUUCCCUUAACUUAAGCUUAGAUUAGUUCAACUAAAAGUUUCAACCUGGUAACGGUCAAUCUAAAAACCUGACUGGUAUUUGGAAUACGUCUUCCUGUACCUGAAUAAAUUUUAAACACAUAA